UAGUUUUGUUUUUGUCAACAAAUGGAGCAGGCGGGAGGAAGUGGAAUUGUUGGCGAACCUGUGCCCACAGUUGGUAGAAGGGAUGCCCAAAGAGUGAAACCCACGCAUAACACUGCCAUUAAAUGCUUGAAAUGCGCGAAAGUGUUUAUAUUCCCCGCUGACAGGGACGAUUGCCUGGCGCACUUGUACCUCGAACAUCGUCUGGUCAUUGCAGAUGUGGAGGACAUAGCGCUGCUGGAGGAUUAUUUGCAAUACUGGGAGAAAGAGUUCCAAUCUCAUGAGUUCGAACAAUACUGUACAACAAUGUUUCUGGAUCAGCUGCCUGACGGUACCUACUCCAAGAACGAGAAAUAUUACCUGCUCUGUGAUAUUUUGCCGCAGGACUUUGAGCUGCGCAAGUCGCUGCAGGAACAGCGCUUGACUGCUGCAUUGGAGCGGCAUCAGUUCGAGCUAACGGACCGCAGCUUUAGCAAGGAGUGCCUGUUCUGUCGCACUGUCAUUAAAGGUCUCCGCGCCGACUACUUGGAGCAUCUGUUUGACAGGCAUUUUCUGCUUGUGGGCAAGCCGGAGAAACUAGUUUACGUGGAUGAGUUGCUCGAUCAGCUCGAGGAGAACCUGAACAAAUUGAUGUGUCUGUACUGCGAAAAGAUAUUUAAGGAUCGCCCCACACUUAAGGAGCAUAUGCGCAAGAAGGGACAUAAACGCAUCAAUCCCAAUCGUCGCGAGUACGACAAAUUCUUUUUAAUCAAUUAUAAUCGUACAACUCCAGCGCCUGCGUCGCGCAAGCAGCCACGUCAGAAACGUAAAUCCCAAGGAGCGGAGGAAAAUGCCAGCGUUGACUUUGAUAAGCAUUUUGCGCGGCAGGACUCGGAUGGAGAUUGCGAUUCAGACUGGUCCGAUUGGGCAGGUGAUGGCGAGCCCCAUGCCAUUAAGUGUCUGUACUGUAUCCAAGAGGAAUCUCAGUUUUCCACUUUGAAGCAGCAUAUGCUUGAGGAGCAUCGUCUGGACUUUGACGCCGUUACUAGCACCUUGAAUUUCUAUCAGAAAAUUAAGGUUGUAAAUUAUGUGCGACGGCAGCUCUGCCUGCUGCGCUGCAUGUGCUGUGAUUUGCAAUUUGAUGAGUUCGAGCUGCUGGCCGAGCAUAUGGCUCAGGCGUCGCACUGUGGCAUCGGCGAGCGUGCUAGCUGGGACAAGCCCGAAUUCUUUUUUCCCUAUAUGGAUAACGAUGGACUUUUGUGUGUGCUGGAUGACAAUGCGGGCGACGAUUUGGAUGCGGAUGUGGUGCGCAUCAUUUCUGAGGAUAGCCUGGCGCAGAUAAACAAGGAUGCGGAGCGUUUGUCAUUGGAGAAUUUUAAAUUGUGAAUCCUGGUUGCAAAUAAA
Molecule: messenger RNA, 1380 nt
Organism: Drosophila montana
Lineage: Eukaryota; Metazoa; Arthropoda; Insecta; Diptera; Drosophilidae
Product: zinc finger protein 277
Exons: 3
Coding region: 22-1362 (446 amino acids)
Source: RefSeq, a predicted model, not a curated record